Glarea lozoyensis ATCC 20868 is the source of this 429-nucleotide messenger RNA. RefSeq lists its product as uncharacterized. The record is from RefSeq and is a predicted model, not a curated record. The transcript is spliced from 3 exons. NCBI's taxonomy places the organism in Eukaryota, Fungi, Ascomycota, Leotiomycetes, Helotiales, Helotiaceae. Bases 1 to 429 code for a protein of 142 amino acids.
AUGUUUGCCAAAAUCUGCUUCACUACCAUCUUGUUUGCUGGUAGCAUCAGCGCUCAAGCAUCCAACACCGAUCCAAAGGCCCUUGUAAAUUUAUGGAUCGAUGUGCCAUGCACUGUGGGAGUAGAAGCAACCAAUAACCGAAACUUCUGGCUUCCCGGAUUCCACGUUCCAUUUGGGCCGAGAGAUCGAAACGUCGGUCAAUGUUACACUGAGACUUUCCAAGGUGUCAGCACCAAUUAUUUCCCAACCCAGACUAAUGGGAAGAAAUGCGUCUUCACUGCCUACGAUCAAGCCAAUUGUAACGGAACGUCACCCGGUCGAGCAAUCUCCUUUAAUGAUGUUGAUCCCGUCGCUGUCAACUGCAAGCCUGGGCCGUUCCGUGCUGCUCCGCAACUUUUGGGUAUCUCAUACAAGGUCACCUGCCCAUAG